This is a messenger RNA of Penicilliopsis zonata CBS 506.65, 1560 nucleotides long. RefSeq lists its product as hypothetical. Gene Ontology annotation, biological process: GPI anchor biosynthetic process. The transcript has 4 exons. Gene Ontology annotation, cellular component: endoplasmic reticulum. The record is from RefSeq and is a predicted model, not a curated record. Bases 73 to 1536 code for a protein of 487 amino acids. NCBI's taxonomy places the organism in Eukaryota, Fungi, Ascomycota, Eurotiomycetes, Eurotiales, Aspergillaceae.
CCUUGGCGAAUCCUUCUUUAUAUCUGCUUCUCAAAUCCGCUGGCACGAAGUUGUUAGCCUAGUAUACGCACGAUGCAGUGGCUGAUGAACCUUUUGAAGUCGCUCUACUCCUUGGAAACCCUUGAUACUCGUUUUACAAGAUCGACCACAGAGUCUCCGAGCUCUGCCAGAGACGCUCUAAAGCUAGAGUACCGUCCACCCUUACCCGACACGAAGUCGUCCAAAUGGAGGACAAUCGAGUACUAUAUCUAUUAUCUUGUCUUCGCCGUCGUUAUUCCGACAAUGGUGAAGCAGGUCUAUGAUAUAUCGAAUCUGGGAAGUCCUGACUGGGACUCUUUUUCGAAGAGAUUGUCUCGAGGCUGGAUCCCUGUCAUACUGGAACAUCGCACCUUGUUUGAUGUUGGCUUCGGGGUUAUCUUUCUCAUUGCGCUGCACGGCGUUUCGGCGGCGAAAGUUGUUCUGAUCUUCUAUGCCAACUUCAAGAUUGCGACACGGCUUCCCAGAAGCUACGUGCCUGUCGCCACCUGGGUCUUCAAUCUUGGUACUCUGUUCGCGAACGAGUUUUGCCGCGGAUACCCCUUGGCCAAGCAUGUAGAUGCAUUUAGCGAACGCGAUCGAGUCUCACAUGGCGCCGCAUUACGCGACUUUAACCUCAAAACGUACCUUGCCUAUACGCUCUACUCACCUCUUUACCUCGCGGGACCAAUUUUGAGCUUCAACGACUUUGUCUUUCAAUCGCGCAAUUGCCUACCGACCACAACCACGGCCAGGACCUCUCUGUACGGCUUACGCUUUCUUCUUGCUCUGCUCUGUAUGGAAGUGGUUCUGCAUUACUCUUACGCAGUGGCGAUCAUCAAGAGCUCACCUUCAUGGGCACAGUAUACCCCCUUCCAGCUCGCCAUGCUUGGAAAUUUCAACCUACACGCCGUCUGGCUGAAACUGCUUAUCCCGUGGCGGUUCUUCCGACUGUGGGCCUUGGUCGACGGACUGGACGCGCCGGAGAACAUGGUCAGAUGUAUGUCUGACAAUUACUCGACACUGGCAUUUUGGCGAGGCUGGCAUCGAAGCCUGAACAGGUGGGUUGUUCGGUACAUCUACGUUCCUCUUGGCGGGAACGGAGAGGGGAGUAAAGUGAAAACCAUGGUGAAUAUUCUGGCAGUGUUCACCUUCAUUGCUCUGUGGCAUGACAUCAAUCUGCGGCUGUUGGCGUGGGGUUGGCUUGCCACCUUGUUCAUCCUGCCAGAGGUGAUUGCUAUGAUUCUCUUCCCGAAACGCAAGUGGAGGGACUGGCCUGAGACGUUCAGGAUUCUUUGUGGUAUCGGGGCAGUGGGGAACAUCCUCAUGAUGAUGGCGGCAAGUCUCGUAGGUUUCGUAAUGGGGGUCGACGAAGUCAAGGAGAUGGUCAAGGCCAUCUUCGCAGGCUGGUCUAGUGCCGGCUUCGUUACGGCGGCGGUGACCUGUCUUUUUGUGAGCGCGCAGAUUAUGUUUGAGCAUAGGGAGGGGGAGAAGAGGCAGGGGAUUAAUCUGAAAUGUUAGUAGAGCAGACAAGACUCUAAGUAG